AUGGCUAAACCCAACGUGGAUGCUGAUGGUUCAAUAUGCAGCAUCGACAAACUUGCCAAUGAUGUUCUGCUUUACAUCUUGUCAGAAUUAGUACCAAUCGAGACCAUUACCAGCUGCAAAUUUGUCUGCAAAAAGUGGAACAAGCUAUUGGCUGGUGUUCGUGGAACCAUGAUUUUCUUGGUCUCAUCCCCAGGACAACGCAAUGUAAAGCUAUAUUUUGAAGAUAUCUUCAAGUUGCUUAGUAACAUGAAUCCCGUACUCGCCACCAUCGAAAGCUUAUGCUUCAAGACCUGCGCUACAGAAAUUUUACAUCAACCAGUGAACAAGAUAAAAGUCAGAACACAAGGAAACAAGAAAGCAAUUGCAAUAGGUUCUAGAGCUGGUCUGGUAUGUAUCUCUCGCCCUCACCAUGGUUUAUCUGACCCAACACAUGUUUGCAACCCAAUGACUUUUGAAUACACCAACCUACCACAGCUAAGCAGUAGUUUAAGAGGAGGUUAUGUUGUAAGUGGGUUUGGGCAUCUACCUGAAUGUAAGCAAUUCAAGGUUCUCAGAAUUUACUACCCUAGUACUGAACUUAGAGACCUUGACAAUGCUCCACUUGGAAUGGCUCAAGUGGUCACUCUCGGAUUCGGAGGGUCGAGUAACACUUGGAGAGAUGUGGGUGUUAUUAAAACCCCACUGUGGCAGCCAGGAAUUCAAUCUGGUGAAACCCUUUACUUCAUGGGUCCAAUUGAUUGCACAAUUGUUACAUUCAACUUGCAACAAGAAAACUUCGGGCAGCUUGAACCACCGCCGUGCUUGCAACAAUUUGAAAACUCUAUAUAUCACCUACAAGAGCUUAACGGAGUCCUCUAUUUUAUUCACCAGUUGACCGGUCGGCAUAUACAUUUGUGGGCACAAGGAGAACAUGAUUCUUGGGUCACGGCAUAUACCAUUGAGUGGCCUUGGAAAUGUCCAUAUGAUUAUUUCCAGCCAAUUGCAUUGACUGCCAGAGAAGAAAUAUUAUUCUGGGUUAAUUGCAAACUUUGUGUCUACGACAGCAAGACGUCAACUUUCAAGAUUAACGUGGAUCUCAAUCCGGGCAACAAAUUAGCAAUAUGCCAAGCAAUUUGCUAUGAAAGCAGCGAUAAGAAAUGA
Papaver somniferum (opium poppy) is the source of this 1140-nucleotide messenger RNA. Its product is annotated as putative F-box protein At1g70380. The transcript has a single exon. The coding region runs from base 1 to 1140 and encodes 379 amino acids. NCBI's taxonomy places the organism in Eukaryota, Viridiplantae, Streptophyta, Magnoliopsida, Ranunculales, Papaveraceae. The record is from RefSeq and is a predicted model, not a curated record. Gene Ontology annotation, molecular function: protein binding.